Ostreococcus tauri is the source of this 1164-nucleotide messenger RNA. Its product is annotated as Polyprenyl synthetase. Gene Ontology annotation, biological process: plastoquinone biosynthetic process; isoprenoid biosynthetic process. Bases 1 to 1164 code for a protein of 387 amino acids. NCBI's taxonomy places the organism in Eukaryota, Viridiplantae, Chlorophyta, Mamiellophyceae, Mamiellales, Bathycoccaceae. The record is from RefSeq and is a predicted model, not a curated record. Gene Ontology annotation, cellular component: chloroplast. The transcript has a single exon. Gene Ontology annotation, molecular function: prenyltransferase activity.
AUGACGGUGUUUGGUUCGGUGUGUCGUCGUGGGGGACGCAUGGGCGACGCGCGCGCGGUGGCGCGGGCGGUGGCGCCGGACGUCGCGGGGGAUAAGUACCCCAGGAGCGGGCGAAGCGCGGGGACGUCGUUCGAUGAACUCGAUCCGGAGCAUAACACCCACUUCGGGUCGAGCGAUGAGGGCAAGGGGUACGAUAUCACGCAGAUUACGGCGCCGGUGAACGCGGACAUGGAGCAGAUGCGCAUGAACCUGCGGGAUAUCAUCGGGCGGAAGAACCCGUUGCUGCUGGCGGCGGCGGAUCAAAUCUUCGGCGCCGGAGGGAAGCGUUUGCGUCCGGUGUUGGUGUUCCUCGUCGCGCGCGCGACGGCGAUUAAGAUGAACAUGAGCGAUAUUACGGAUAGACAGAGGCGAUUGGCGGAGAUCACGGAGAUGAUUCACACCGCGUCGCUCGUGCACGACGACGUGUUGGACGACUGCGACACGCGUCGCGGUAAGGAGACCAUCCACACCUUGUACGGCGCGCGCGUGGCGAUUUUGGCGGGCGAUUUCUUGUUUGCGCAAUCUUCUUGGUUUUUGGCGAAUUUGGACAACUUGGAGGUGAUCAAACUCAUCUCUCAGGUCAUCGCGGAUUUCGCGGACGGCGAAAUCUCUCAAGCUGGCGCCCUGUUCAACUGCGACAUCACGCUGGACGAGUACAUGGAGAAGAGCCACAACAAGACGGCGUCUCUGAUCGCGGCGUCGUGCAAGUCAGCGAGCGUUUUUAGUGAAUGCGAGGAAUCGGUUAAGAUCGAUAUGUACGAAUAUGGGAAACAUCUCGGGUUGGCGUUCCAAGUCGUGGAUGAUAUUUUGGACUUCACGCAGUCUGAGGAACAGUUGGGUAAACCGCAAGGGCAAGACUUGGCGAGCGGGAACCUCACUGCACCGACGAUUUUCGCACUCAAGCGAGUUCCAGAGCUGCGUGGAUUGAUCGAGAAUCAGUUUGAGAAGGAAGGAGACCUUCAACGCGCCAUCGAUAUCGUCAACGAGCACGGCAUCGCCGAGGCGAGAAAGUUGGCAAAGAGAGAGGGUGACAUCGCCCUGGCGUCUCUCAGGCAGCUGCCUGAUAGCGAUGCCAAGCGAUCCUUGGUGGGCAUGGUGGGAUACGUUCUUGAGCGAAUCUAUUGA